CAGCCAAUCCGCUGCCGGCGGCGUCGGGUGCGCUCGGCCUCACCCGCGGCCCUCCUUCCCGGCGCCCGCUCGCCGCUCGCUCACUCCGCUGCCGCCGCCGCCGCCGCCGCCGCCGCAGCUGCCGCACCUCCGUUGCUGACUCGAGACCCUGCCUGGUAUUCCUGCUGAGCUGAGCUGUCAUUUCCCGUGGGUGACCCCGGAAGAUGGCAGAAGCUCACCAAGCUGUGGCCUUCCAGUUCACGGUCACUCCCGACGGGAUUGACCUACGGCUGAGCCAUGAAGCCCUUAAACAGAUCUACCUCUCUGGACUUCACUCCUGGAAGAAGAAGUUCAUCAGAUUCAAGAACGGCAUCAUCACUGGCGUGUUUCCAGCGAGCCCCUCCAGUUGGCUUAUCGUGGUGGUGGGCGUGAUGACAACGAUGUACGCCAAGAUCGACCCCUCGUUAGGAAUAAUUGCAAAAAUCAAUCGGACCCUGGAAAGGACUGACUGCAUGUCCAGCCAGACGAAGAACGUGGUCAGCGGCGUGCUGUUCGGCACCGGGCUGUGGGUGGCCCUCAUCGUCACCAUGCGCUUCUCCCUGAAAGUGCUGCUGUCAUACCACGGGUGGAUGUUCGCUGAGCAUGGCAAGAUGAGUCGUGCCACCAAGAUCUGGAUGGGUAUGGUCAAGCUCUUUUCAGGCCGAAAGCCCAUGUUGUACAGCUUCCAGACGUCACUGCCUCGCCUGCCGGUCCCGGCUGUCAAAGACACUGUGAACAGGUAUCUAGAAUCUGUGAGGCCUCUCAUGAAAGAAGAGGACUUCAAACGGAUGACGGCCCUUGCUCACGAUUUUGCUGUCAGUCUUGGACCAAGAUUACAGUGGUAUCUGAAGUUGAAAUCCUGGUGGGCUACAAAUUACGUGAGCGACUGGUGGGAGGAGUACAUCUACCUCCGGGGACGAGGGCCACUCAUGGUGAACAGCAACUACUACGCGAUGGAUCUGCUGUAUGUUCUUCCAACUCACAUUCAGGCAGCAAGAGCGGGCAACGCCAUCCAUGCCAUCCUGCUGUACAGGCGCAAACUGGACCGGGAGGAAAUCAAACCAAUUUGUCUUUUGGGAUCCACGAUUCCACUCUGCUCGGCUCAGUGGGAGCGGAUGUUUAAUACUUCCCGGAUCCCAGGAGAGGAGACAGACACCAUCCAGCACAUGAGAGACAGCAAGCACAUCGUCGUGUACCAUCGAGGGCGCUACUUCAAGGUCUGGCUCUACCACGAUGGACGGCUGCUGAAGCCCCGGGAGAUAGAGCAGCAGAUGCAGAGGAUCUUGGACGACACCUCGGAGCCUCAGCCCGGGGAGGCCAGGCUGGCGGCCCUCACCGCAGGAGACAGAGUUCCCUGGGCCAGGUGUCGCCAGGCCUAUUUUGGGCGUGGGAAAAAUAAGCAGUCUCUUGAUGCUGUGGAGAAAGCAGCGUUCUUCGUGACAUUAGAUGAAACUGAGCAAGGAUACAGAAGGGAAGACCCAGAUACAUCAAUGGACAGCUAUGCCAAGUCUCUACUGCACGGCCGGUGUUACGACAGGUGGUUUGACAAGUCCAUCACGUUUGUUGUCUUCAAAAACGGGAAGAUGGGCAUGAACGCAGAGCACUCCUGGGCAGACGCGCCAAUCGUCGGGCACCUUUGGGAGUACGUCCUGUCCACUGACAGCCUCCAGAUGGGCUAUGCGGAGGAUGGGCACUGCAAAGGUGACACCAAUCCGAACAUUCCCUACCCCACCAGGCUGCAGUGGGACAUCCCAGGGGAAUGUCAAGAGGUUAUAGAGACCUCCCUGAACACCGCAAACCUUCUGGCAAACGAUGUGGAUUUCCAUUCCUUCCCAUUCGAAGCCUUUGGUAAAGGAAUCAUCAAGAAAUGUCGCACCAGCCCGGACGCCUUUGUGCAGCUGGCCCUCCAGCUGGCGCACUACAAGGACAUGGGCAAGUUUUGCCUCACAUACGAAGCCUCCAUGACCCGGCUCUUCCGAGAGGGGAGGACGGAGACGGUGCGCUCCUGCACCACUGAGUCGUGUGACUUCGUGCGGGCCAUGGUGGACCCAGCCCAGACGGUGGAACAGAGGCUGAAAUUGUUCAAGUUGGCAUCUGAGAAGCAUCAGCUGAUGUAUCGCCUUGCCAUGACUGGCUCUGGGAUCGAUCGUCACCUCUUCUGCCUUUAUGUGGUGUCUAAAUAUCUCGCUGUGGAGUCCCCUUUCCUCAAGGAAGUUUUAUCUGAGCCUUGGAGAUUAUCAACAAGCCAGACCCCUCAGCAGCAAGUGGAGCUGUUUGACUUGGAGAGGAACCCGGAGUACGUGUCUAGCGGAGGGGGCUUUGGACCGGUUGCUGACGACGGCUAUGGUGUGUCAUACAUCCUUGUGGGAGAGAACCUCAUCAAUUUCCACAUUUCCUCCAAGUUCUCUUGCCCUGAGACGGAUUCUCAUCGCUUUGGAAAGCACCUGAGAGAAGCAAUGACUGACAUCAUCACUUUGUUCAGGCUCGGUUCUAAUUCCAAAAAGUAAUUCCACUGGAGCUGCUGUGAAGGAAGACAGGCUCCUCUGAUACAAACCAAAUGAAAAGUAGGCAUUAUCCUGAUCCUAGUUCGGGAUGAAAAAUUGCUCUUACGAAAACUCAGAAGCUUUCCUUCCAGAAAAGUUGGGUGUUUUUGUUUUCCUAGAACAGAGUCUUGACCCUGUGAAGCGCAACCCCACUACUUCCAGAUCACCCUCCCUUGGGGGACAUUUGAUAAAGGCUCCCCUGAGGUCUUCACAUCGGCUGCUGUUUAUAAAGAGAUUAAAUCUUGCUGGGUUAAUUAAGGAAUUAGUAGGGUGGUGGCUUCAUACACAUUGGAAAUGGAAACAGUGCACUUUCUCAGCGGCAACUGAAAGCCUACUAUUGAAGGGCAUUUAGCGUCAUCCAGGCAGUGUAAGCCUGCGUUGUGUCAAAAGACAAAUGUGUUGUCCAAGCUGGUGGUGUCUGCAGUCGUAGCUAACACAUCUGGAAUGCACUAACCAAAAUGACAUGCUUUGGAGACCUGCUCUUGUCCCCAUGGGUGACUGUCCCUGUCCGGUCCAGUACCCUGUGUUUGCCUCUCCACAUUCGAAGCAAGCAGGAAGCAGCGCCUUUAGUUUCACUGACCUUGUAUGUCUUCGUGUCUUCACAACCCAGUGCCUUAAAAAUGACAGGCCCUAAAUGUAAAGGAGAUGGAGUGAAAGAUGUAUUUUGUGGCGUCUUUGGGUGGAACUGUGGGUAUACUGUUCCCUUCACAAUUGACCAAGUAUGGAUAACCCUCAGUAAGCGUUUGCUCCACCCCACCAGACCCUCCCCAUUCAGAAGGACCUGUUCCUUCCUAGGGCAGCUGGGCUGGACUCCCCCCUCCCCACCCCCGACAUCGUCAUCAUAAGCAACAAAAGAAAUAACAGGCAUGUGU
Messenger RNA from Cebus imitator (Panamanian white-faced capuchin), 3433 nucleotides. It is a transcript of the gene CPT1A, whose product is annotated as carnitine palmitoyltransferase 1A. Bases 204 to 2525 code for a protein of 773 amino acids. Gene Ontology annotation, molecular function: carnitine O-palmitoyltransferase activity. The record is from RefSeq and is a predicted model, not a curated record. Gene Ontology annotation, biological process: fatty acid metabolic process; carnitine metabolic process. Gene Ontology annotation, cellular component: mitochondrion. The transcript is spliced from 20 exons. NCBI's taxonomy places the organism in Eukaryota, Metazoa, Chordata, Mammalia, Primates, Cebidae.